AUGCAGCGUUCCGCGUGGCCCUGGUGUGUGGGGGCAACGGCCGCGGUAGCAUCAGCCUGGCGCUCGGCGCGUGUGGCAGUAGCGCGUGUGACAGUAGCGCGUGUGGCAGCAGGGCGUGUGGCAGUAGCGCGUGUGGCAGUAGCGCGUGUGGCAGUAGCGCGUGUGGCAGUAGCGCGUGUGGCAGUAGCGCGUGUGGCAGCAACGCGUGUGGCAGUAGCGCGUGUGGCAGUAGCGCGUGUGGCAGUAGCGCGUGUGGCAGUAGCGCGUGUGGCACACGUGUGGCAGCAGUGCGUGUGUGGCAUACAAGCUGACAGUCACCACGCCCAAGGACAUGCCGCCCUCAACAUCACACUCACGCUCUCCCCAUUCCCCUUCACCCCCAUCCCCAUGUGCAGCACGUGUGGCAGCAGUGCGUGCGUGGCAUACAAGCUGACAGCCACAACACCCAAGGACACGCCGCCCUCGCAGCUGUCCCUGCUCGCGCCCGCCAACAGCAGCGCCACCAGCGGGGGCGGUGCAGCACCCCCUUGCGCACAGGGCACAUGCCCGUUCCCCCUCCUCCCAGACGCCAUCACCUGGAGGAAGCCUGCUGCCGCCACCCCCACUCUCUGGGAAGCCGUAGGGCACUUCAGCCCACCUCCCUCCUCCCCUUCCCCUCCUCCUCCUUCCCCUCCUCCUCCUUCCCCUCCUCCUCCUUCCCCUCCUCCUCCCACUCCUCUCUCUCCUCCUCCUCCCUCUCCUCCCCCUCCCUCUCCUCCCCCUCCCUCUCCUCCCCCUCCCUCUCCUUCUCCCCCCUCUCCUCCAUCUCCCUCCCCUCCCCUCGAACCCUCAGUCUCCCCGCUCCUGUCCCCCCCACUCGCCUCGCCUCCUGACGCCCCUGCUUCCCCUCCCCCUGACCCCCUUGUCUCCCCUCCUCCUGACUCCCCCUCCGGGAAUGGCAGUUGGUGCAAUGGCAAUGGUCCUUCCUCCUCUCCUCCUCCCGUUUCCGCACCCCCAUCCACCUCCCCUCCCCUGCCUCCUUCCUCCCCACCUCUCUCCACCCCUCCUCCCUCCACCCCUCCUCCCUCCUCCCCUCCUCUCAACCCAAGCCCGGCAUCACUGGCAGCAGCACUAGCGUCCCUUCGCACUGGGGGGGAGAACGGAGGCUGUGUGGGGGGAGGGGCGAGUGGGGGUGGGGGAACUGGGUCAGGUGGGAGUGUGGCGCAAUCCUGGCCGUUGAUCGCGAUGGAGUAUGACGAGAUGUCGAGCAGUCCAGGUGGCACGCAGGGAUUGGCCGUUGGGGAUUUUGCAGGGAGCACGAUUGCUGCCUUUGACCGUGCAUCAGCCCCGUUGCCAGCAGUGACGUCCCCCCAAUUCGCCAUCAACCUCACAGACCCCAUGCCGGGCGGCGCUCACAUCAGGGUCGACAGCCUCACGGCCAGCUUCUACCGCAUCUCCUAUACAAUCAUCCUUGUGGCACCGGACAACAGCCCCCAGUCUGCUGCUCUGCUGCUGUCAGCCUCGUCUGGAGGAGGCAGGAAACUGAACAGCGUGAUCAUGACCAGCAACAACGUCAACGUCAACGGGAAUGGUGACAUCGAUAGGUGCGCUAAGCACAAGUACGGCACCAUUGCUCUGGAUGAGUAG
Messenger RNA from Closterium sp. Naga37s-1, 1626 nucleotides. Lineage: Eukaryota; Viridiplantae; Streptophyta; Zygnematophyceae; Desmidiales; Closteriaceae. The record is from the annotation of a GenBank genome assembly.